Molecule: messenger RNA, 1187 nt
Organism: Suillus paluster
Lineage: Eukaryota; Fungi; Basidiomycota; Agaricomycetes; Boletales; Suillaceae
Product: transcription initiation factor IIF, beta subunit-domain-containing protein
Exons: 5
Coding region: 69-1070 (333 amino acids)
Biological process (GO): transcription initiation at RNA polymerase II promoter; transcription by RNA polymerase II
Cellular component (GO): transcription factor TFIIF complex
Source: RefSeq, a predicted model, not a curated record
CCAGCAAGUCGAAUGGAACAUCCCUUGAUGUGGGAACUUUCAACUUUAAAGGUUGUCUCAGGACUUUCAUGGAUGAUUUAACCAUCGACGACGAGAAGAAGCCUUUCGAGGCUGAACACAAUGAUGAUGAAACCCAACCAGACCCUGAUGAGGAACUAAUGUUGGACAAGGGGAACGGGAGAGUUUGGCUUGUCAAGAUACCAAAACACCUCAUGGUCCGUUGGGCCGCCAUUGACGCAGAGGACAUUCAUCUUGCCACAAUUCGGGUAUACAAAGAUGCCAUCGGCCCAUCUGGUCGAUCCCCUCGCAUCUUCUUGUUCUUGCCGCCUGACCCAAAUGACUCAACCACACGGGAUCUCAAACUGCCGGUCUUUUCUCCGGAUGCAGCUUUCAUACCUUCUGCUGAGGGGACAAUGCAAGUAGACAGAUAUGAACUUGAAAUGGUGAAUGAGGACGUCGAGAAUCAACUGGUAGUUGCAGAACGUCCCAAAGACCCUGGACCUUCCGGACCAAACUCGCCUUCGUAUAACCCUCGAUCUAGAACGACCAUUCUAACGGGUCGCAUCAAGCACGAAUGUAAUUUGCGUCCUCUGUUCAACGAGUCAUACAGGCAACAAAUGCGCGAGCGAACACGAAAGUAUAAUACCCCACGAAGACAAAUCCGCAUGAUAGAAGAUGCCGGUGUUGGUCGUGGAGGUAUUAACAGGUUAAGCAGUGGAGUCAACUCAGGAUCGUUUGCGAAUAUGAUUAAAUCCAAACCAAAACCUGCCAAGGGCACGUUUGAGCGUAUGGCGCGUAUGCCACGCAACCAACUCCUCGAUCUUCUCUUCACACUCUUUCGCGAGCAACCCCGCCCUGAGGUAUAUCUCAAAGAGGUCCUUAAUGCUAUUGCUACCUUAAAUAGGAGUGGAGAGCACAAUGGAAUGUGGGAACUAAAUGAAGUCUUCGCCAAAGAAGGGAUGAAAGCUGAGAAUGUCCCUGGACCAAGUUCCAUUCCAGAAGGUGACGUUGAGAUGGAUGAUUAUGACGAGGACGAGGAUGAAGAUGACGACAUGGAGGAAGUUUCAUAGGUUUGCAUCAUGGAUAGGUCUCGAUGGUUCUUUGGUGUUUUCUACUCAUCGUGUAUAUACAAGUUGUUGUGAAAGACUGGUUAGCAAGCUUCCCAUCAAGACAUCCAUCUGAAUCAG